AAGACGCAGAAGCGGAAGAGACGUGGCACAUAAACAGAGAGAGGACGGAACCAGCUAGCUGCAGUCAAGUUUACUGAUGACAGCUCCUGGGGUGAAUUGACAAGGAAGCUUAAAUGACAGUUGUGCAACAUUACCUGAAACGAACGGGACUUGAGUAAAGUCUGUUUGACAGGUAACACAGCGCAGGUGGCUAUGGGUCUCUGCAAGUGUCCGAAGAGAAAAGUGACCAAUUUAUUCUGCUUUGAGCAUCGUGUAAAUGUGUGCGAGCAUUGCCUUGUCUCCAACCACAACAAGUGUAUUGUGCAGUCGUAUCUGCAAUGGCUUCAGGACAGUGAUUACAACCCCAACUGUACUCUGUGUAAUAAUCUACUGACUGCUCAAGACACUGUCCGACUAGUCUGCUAUGAUGUGUUUCACUGGUCCUGUCUUAAUAACUUGGCAUCUCAGCUGCCCCUCCAUACGGCUCCAGCGGGAUACCAGUGUCCCACCUGUCAGGGUCCAGUGUUUCCCCCUUCCAACCUUGCCAGCCCAAUUGCUGAUGUGCUGAAAGAACAGCUGUCAUCUGUUAACUGGGCUAGAGCUGGUUUAGGGCUGCCGCUGAUUGAAGAGCCCAUUGGGGUCCUUGAGGAGACCACAGCUAAUGAUGUCACUGAUUAUACUGACUGGUCAACAUUUGAUGCACAAGAACAAAGUAACAUUUACCCCAGCCACUCUUACACCAGCCUCAGCCCACCACCAAAUUCUGUCUCUCCUCCAGCACAGGAAGACCUUGGAGGUCCUCGUAAAAAUGGGGAUCCAAAUAUGCAGGAGCACUCUGUGAUCAGCUUAACUACUGCCACUACCUGUGACACAAUUACAAUACACACAGCAUCGUCACCAAGAAAGAUCUACAACACACGGGACAUUGGACACAGCUCUGUCACACAGAUUGACAUUGAUGACGACAAGUACCGGCGACGACCAGCGUUAAGUUGGUUUGCUCAAAUUCUCAAAAAUCGCACAGGUGGAAAACGGACAUCUCUGUCCUGGAAACAGCGGGUCUUCAUGCUUCUUCUGGUCGGCGUUCUGGGAUUCUUUACGUUGAUAAUCAUCAUGGCGAAAGUUGGACGUGCCUCCGCUGGCUCAGACCCCAAUUUAGAUCCUCUUCUUAACCCCAACAUCCGAGUGGGGAAAAACUGAUAACAAGCAUUGAUUUCUUCUCUUACAUUCUGUGUUACACAAUAUAAGCCUGUGUAUAACAAGCUGAAAUGGGACUUUCCAAUACAUGGUUAGCCCAACAGAGGGAGCCGUUUACUCAACUUGAAUGGAAAAGAGAAAGAGACGCUGCACCUCUUUAGAAUGGAGGCAAUCUCUGGCUCCAUUCAUUUACAUCAGGCAGUAGGAACGUGCCAGGGCCCUUCACAGACCAUAAAAAAAUCUCACAACAUUUAGGAGCUUUCCUGUGAUCCAAGCAAAGCAACCCACAAACUCCAAAGGUGACCAAGGCCUGGUGCAUAUAGAGGAAUGAUCCAGUAAUUAUUGCUUUGAAAAGCUAAUGAUGAAGAGGGGGUAUUUAUAUUUACAAUUCCAGCUAACAUUUGUCAGUGAUCUCUUAAGUUGAUUUUUUUUUUUUUUUUAAGUUCAGUAGAAACUAAAUAAACACUGUCGAUGUUGGAAAAAAAACAUAUUUUGCUGGCAGACAAGUCAAAAUGUAUAUAAUCAGCAAUGAAACAUUCAACAUUCACGUUUAUAAACUGAUUCCACUUGUUGAUUUGAUUUGAGUGGACUUUCACAGUGCAUUUCUCCUGUAGAGAAGAUGUGGCCUUCAGAACUGAAAUCAAAUAUACCCCAAACAUAAUUAAUACAUAACUAUUUAUGGAUGUCUGCAUUACUUCUGAAAUUGAGUGCAUUGCUUUUAGAUUUGCCAUACAUAAUGUAUGUACAUUUUCCUGAUGUUUUUUGACUGUCUAUUAAAUGGGGAUAAGUAUUAUAA
Messenger RNA from Siniperca chuatsi (mandarin fish), 1972 nucleotides. It is a transcript of the gene zfpl1, whose product is annotated as zinc finger protein-like 1. The transcript is spliced from 8 exons. The record is from RefSeq and is a predicted model, not a curated record. Bases 193 to 1179 code for a protein of 328 amino acids. Gene Ontology annotation, cellular component: Golgi apparatus. NCBI's taxonomy places the organism in Eukaryota, Metazoa, Chordata, Actinopteri, Centrarchiformes, Sinipercidae.